Molecule: messenger RNA, 1290 nt
Organism: Talaromyces amestolkiae
Lineage: Eukaryota; Fungi; Ascomycota; Eurotiomycetes; Eurotiales; Trichocomaceae
Exons: 2
Coding region: 1-1290 (429 amino acids)
Source: RefSeq, a predicted model, not a curated record
AUGGCCGACGAAGGGAUUUCCGGGAACGUGAGAUCGACCAGCUUGCUGAGGCAAGCUCCUCAAGAUGAUGUCGUGAAGCCAGAGAAGUCUACUCCAGUUAUACAACAUACUGGGAAGUUGGUUCUGGCACCGGCGCAUCAACUUCCAGCACAUCUCAUCAAGCUGCUGGAAGAAUGGCACCAAGAUCAUCCAAAUGAGCGACCAUUAGCUGCAUUUGAGAAGAGAAGAUCAACGGAGGAAGACAAGGUAUAUAGUAUGCUCUCCCGGGAUCGCAAACAGUACCCAUUGGUGGAAGAAAUUACCAUCACCAAGCCCAUGUACUACUCGGUAUACUAUCUCCCUAUUGAGGAUGGCACGCAAGUGGGUAUUCUCGUUAAGCCCUUGAGUUGGGGAAGUCGGAUAUGCUUUAUGAAGAAAUGGCUCGGCGGCAACAGCUUUCGACCAGAUCCUAUCGCUGUUCGGUUGAUGCAGCUUCAAGGAUCUUUUGGAGAAUUUCCCGAUGAUGCCAUGUGGCAAAGAGCAACUGAGAAGAAACUACCGAAUGAACUGAAGAGUGAGGAAGAAGGGCAGGCAACUCGACCUAGCGUACCGAGGAAAAGGCCACGCGAAGAAAGAGAGUCUACAAGCAGUUCGGGUGGUGAUAUUUAUCCUGAGGUUAUUAAACCUUCGACGCGCCAACAGCAGCCUCGGGCCCGAUCAGGACACGCUCGACAUUCGGAUGGCGCGCUCAGAGACAUCGGCAGUGAUGAAGAAGUCGAAGCAACGCCUGUAGGAUUAUCAAAUGGAGGACUACCCAUCAUAUCGCGCUCAGCAACUGUGAGUAGGUUUACAAACGCACAAUCUCAUAUUUCGAGAAACGCCACAUCUCGAACUUCCCUACCGCACACUCUACAUGGGGGAGCCGCACUCCUCACUUCACCAUUAUUCGUCAACGCGCCAAGCGCUACGACUAGCGAUUCAGGCGUCGAUCUCCCGAUAGCGGCGAAUACACAUCUAAACUCUUCCGGACCGGCACUCAUCACAUUCAAACUACGAAUUCCGCGAACAAGAAUGGAACGCCACAUCCGUAUUGAAGACAGCAACGAGCACAUAGCAGAAGAUCUAUUCAAAGAAGCCACUCAAUAUUUUCGCCGUCACGAUAGAAUGAUCGGUACACAGAUCUUGGAAUGCGUCGUCGAAGGCGAGCCGGAUUGUCGAUGCAUUUACAACGCGAAGGAAUUGCGCUAUUUCAUCGAAGAGCUUCGCGAGCGCCGAGGACUCGUCAAAGUGACUGUGACGCAAAGCUUGUGA